Messenger RNA from Misgurnus anguillicaudatus (oriental weatherfish), 2495 nucleotides. NCBI's taxonomy places the organism in Eukaryota, Metazoa, Chordata, Actinopteri, Cypriniformes, Cobitidae. The record is from RefSeq and is a predicted model, not a curated record.
AUCUGAGAGCAGAAGUACAUCAGAUGAUUUAAGCUCAGUCUUCUCAGACGGCUCAGGAAGAGACGCGCGCGCGAUCUGUCACAGCAACUGUAUGAUUUAGACCUGACACGACCCAUUAUAAUGAACUGUACAUUGGCUUUGAUCUUGACUGCGAAAAUUACCGGCAGAUAAACAGAACCAGUACAAGCUGCUCACUUUCCGAUGUCAUAUCACCUGGAGGCAAAGUUGUGAUAUUAGACUAUGAAGAUCCUUUUCACUGACUCUUUGAAGCAAGGCUGUGGCUGUAAACAUGUCGGCUGAAGAGCUCAAGAUCUAACUGUGGACUUUUUCCAAACCUUCCUGAAACACUGAACUUUCGUAACAAGCUGUAGAUCUGCUUCUCUGUUAUAUUCCUUUGGCCUAUUGGUUAAACAAUGGCUUCCUACAUCCCCGCUCCCACAGAGGUGCCUUCUUCAGAAGCGUCGAAUGGAGACCUAAAAAAAAGCGUCUCUCAGGAGUCUAUGAAACUGAAAAAAGAAAUAUCUUUGCUUAAUGGCGUGUGCCUCAUCGUGGGAAACAUGAUUGGCUCUGGAAUCUUCGUCUCACCGAAGGGAGUGUUGAUAUAUAGUGCCUCAUACGGGUUAUCUCUGAUAGUCUGGACAAUUGGUGGGAUCUUCUCUGUUUUUGGGGCUCUUUGCUACGCUGAGCUCGGAACCACUAUCACCAAGUCGGGUGCCAGUUAUGCCUACAUCCUGGAAGCCUUUGGAGGCUUUCUGGCCUUCAUCCGUCUAUGGACAUCACUGCUUAUCAUCGAACCCACCAGCCAGGCUGUGAUAGCCAUCACUUUUUCCAACUACAUGGUGCAGCCCAUUUUCCCCACGUGUAUAGCACCCUACGCGGCUAAUCGUCUGCUGGCUGCGGCUUGCAUCUGCCUGCUGACCUUUGUGAACUGUGCCUAUGUCAAGUGGGGAACGCGGGUUCAGGACUUCUUCACCUACGCAAAGGUCAUCGCCCUCAUCGCCGUAAUCAUCACUGGCCUGGUCAAGAUUUUCCAGGGUCACACACAAAAUUUUGAGAGUAUGUUCUCAGGCUCAUCUCAGGAUCCUGGAGAUGUGGCCUUGGCGUUAUAUUCGGCUCUUUUCUCAUAUUCUGGAUGGGACACUCUCAACUUUGUCACUGAAGAGAUCAAGAACCCAGAGAGAAACCUCCCAAUGGCUAUUGCCAUUUCCAUGCCCAUUGUCACAGUGAUCUACAUUCUGACCAACGUGGCCUAUUACACAGUGUUGCCUAUUCCUGCCAUUCUGGACAGUGAUGCAGUGGCUGUGACAUUUGCAGACCAGGUAUUUGGGUAUUUUAAUUGGACGAUACCGCUUGCCGUUGCCCUCUCCUGCUUUGGAGGAUUGAACGCAUCUAUAUUGGCUGCUUCCCGGCUGUUCUUUGUGGGCUCCAGAGAAGGCCAUCUGCCAGACUACCUAUGCAUGAUUCAUGUUAGCCGCUUCACCCCCAUCCCUGCCCUGCUCUUCAAUGGUGCUAUGGCUCUUGUGUAUCUGUGUGUGGAGGAUAUCUUUAAACUGAUCAACUACUACAGCUUCAGCUACUGGUUCUUUGUGGGCCUGUCUAUCUUAGGACAGCUGUACCUGCGAUGGAAAGAACCAGACAGACCACGACCUCUAAAGCUCAGUCUGAUCUUCCCGAUUAUAUUCUGCAUCUGCACAGUGUUUCUCGUGGUGGUGCCUUUAUACAGUGACACCAUUAACUCAUUAAUUGGCAUUGGCAUUGCCUUAUCAGGAGUGCCUGUCUACUUCCUUUGCUGCCAUCUACCUGCCAACCGUAGGCCUAUGUGGCUCCGUAGGUUCAUUGCAUCUGCAGGUGUGCUCAUUCAGAAGGUGUGCUUUUGUGUCCUUACUGAGAUGGACACAGAUGACGUAAAAGCAGAGUAAAAAAAGGACCAACUAUAUACGAUACUUGAACACAGAGAAACAGGCUACUGAUGUGGCAACCUCAACUGAUGUCAUUUAAUCCAUUUGUCAUUUUUGAUCGAACAAGUGAGAACUUCAGAGCAAGUUCUUUAUAUUUAUUGGAAAUAUUUAUGCUGAAGAGAUGCUUUUAUUAAGUUUAUCACUGGUUUUAAAAUGAUAGGGACUAGUAAAUUGCCAGCUCAUGCUUAAGAAGAAAUCACCUUUGGACAUUGAGGUUGUUGCAGGGCUUGGCGAGAUGAUGAACUGAUAGCACUGAUAACAGAAGAAUUAUUAUGGGACGUGUACCUGCUUGAUAUGUGAAUUUUUUGUAUAUGGACAUUUUUGCUGACAAGAUUUUAAUUGAAUAUACAUUUAAAUGCUCGUACACUAAGGGGCAGUUUCCUGAACAGGGUUUAGAUAUAUCCAGGACCUUAGUUGUAUUAGGCCAUUUAAGUCGCUUUUAAAAACGAACCUUACAAAUAAACAUCACUGAUGUGCAUCUUAAGACAAAACAAUGGCACUGAUAUAUGUUAAGAUACGUCAGUGCAACCUUAAACA